AUAAGAGGAUAGACAGGUGGACCACUGCGCACCCAGGUUGCCACCCUCUCCCCUCUGUUCCCAUUUCCAUGACCACUCUGCUGGGGCUAUGCAACGUUUAUCCGGGCAAGGAAAGGUUUAUACGUUGGGGAGCGGGACAAAGAGAUGCAGAGGCUCUUCCACCAGUCUCAUUUUAUUUUAAAUAAGCCUACCCAAUUUGCCGAGCGAACCUGUGACAACUAACACUUCCUAUCCCCGAAUUAGACAAAAAUUACGUUUCCAUGCGUUUCCAUUUUAGAUAGCCUAUCUAGAAUGAGGGCAACGCAUCGAUUCAGCCAUCUCUGCAAUUCACUUUCACAGUGACAAAUCGAUGAGAAUUAGGCGGCUAUGCAUCAGAUUUUGUUUAGGUCUAUGAUGAACAAAUCUACUCAAUAGAAUGUAUAAUCGAUCCCCUCAGUGAAGUUAACACUCUUUAAUCAUCGAUGGGAUCAGGACUGGAUUAAGCAUUGUAACAGUGUUCUGGUGGAACAUAAUCCAAUGAUCCCAUUGAUCAGUCAACUAGCACUAGGCGCAACUGUAUUGACACAUUAGUAAGCACAUAAGGUAGAAUAUUUCCUCUGAUUUUAAAGGUACCAACUCGUAUUUCAACGGGGGACUCUGAUACAUUUUGGCACCAUAUUUAUGUUUGACUCUGUAGCCUAUCAAUAAUAUGUUUUACAACGUUUUAAUAAAGCAUGUCUCUGUUUCAAUAAUCAUGAACAUCAUCAUCGCCAAAUGUGUUUACAUAGGCCUAAUUAUAUCAGUGUAUGAGUUGGUGUUUUAAAUACUAUUUAUGCCAAACUAUACGUCUAAACUGUAUUAAAUCGGUCUACAAUAUCUGAGAAAAUGUUAAAUGCCCAGUUUUCUGCCUUUGUGCUGGUUGUACCUGCACACAUUUACGAACAUUAGGGUUCUAAUGAUUGACUUCCAAAAAUACAAACAUCAAACGCCACAGAACAAUGAGGGUUGGUCUAUUUCGACAGGGAAGCUUCUGUGACAGUAAGGAAAGGGAGGUCGAUCUUAAUUCUCCAUAACAAGAGUACAAAGACUGGUCGGAGACCAAAGACAAUUGAACACCUCCUUCCCUCCUUGCGCCCAGGCGGCGCCUUGGCGGAUAGACCGUGUCUCUCAUUAGCAAAAGAUGUCUCGACCAGGGAGAUAUAAAAGCCAGAAAGAAGGAGAGAAGGAGGGGGAUUCAAACGGGGCGACAAAAACAACUAAUCCCAUCUAUGUAAACGAACUUGGCUCGAGUCUGCAGACAGAGCGUCAACAAGGCAUGGAGAGAGACACCAAUUUUGGAUGAUACAGUGGCGCACGCAUUGGGAAUAAUUAGAAUUGUAGGCGAACAUUUUCAAAGGAGUAAACUUGGUUUAUUAAACUUGAAGUCUGGACACAAAUAAACGACAUUAUGCUUGCAGAGGGCAGAGUGGUUGAUACAAACAGUGGACAUGGAGAUGAGCCAUGCCCGCGCAGCUCAGUCAAUUUUAUUGAUCACAGUCGGCGACACCGAACUGCCUUUACCCGGGAACAACUGUCCCGCCUGGAGCAAGAGUACCUCAAGGAGAGCUACGUUUCUCGACCGAGGAGAUGCGAACUGGCGACAGCACUGAACCUUCCCGAGACCACAAUCAAGGUAUGGUUCCAAAACAGGCGAAUGAAGGACAAGAGGCAGCGUCACUCUCUCAGCUGGCCACACCCCCUGGACCCCAACCUGUGUGCCCUGAUGGUGAGCCAGGCUGCAGCAGGCCUACCUUACCCCUUUCUCCCUCCCCUCCCCCUGCACCUCUACUCUCACCACGGAGUGGGGGCAGGUUCCCCCUCUGUUCCCAGCCCCUUCGCUGCUCCCCUCAGGCCACUGGAUCCCCUGCGCCUCUCUCACUCCCCCUACCCCAGGCCGGGUGGUCUACCCCCAGCGGCCCUCUACCCCCAUUCCAAUGUGAUGCACCAUCCCGCCACUUGCCCCUGCCCCCUCUGCCUCCACUGGGGAUCAGACCAACUGUUCAAAGCCAGAGGGCUGACCGCUAUUGGCCUGAAUCGACCACGCAGUCCCAAAACUAUGGCUGCCAGUCUGGACAGGAGGGAAGAGGUGCCUUUGCCCAGAUGAAGUUUGCUGCACUAGCUACAAGGAAAUGACGAUAUGAAGUCAAUGGUGGUGACGGUACAUUGAGCACAAUCACACCUCAUGAUCAGAUAAACUGCCCUCCCUGGAGGAGUGCAAUUUGAUCCAGCUUUCCAUGUUGUUGGAGCUCUAGAUUUACAUGUGUCUGUCUGUAACAACACAGCAGGGGAUAUGAAUACUGUUUUAUUUAUACAUGUGAAAUGCAACGUUCUUUCCAGAUCGAUGAUCUUGAAACAUUCCGGCCUUCACACAUACGGUAGCUAAUACUGGGGAUGACCUUGAGGCAAUAAGAAACGUUCCUUUUGUUGUAACUGCGUUUUCUUAUGCGCAAGAACGAGACGUUUUGUUCUAACUGCUGAUUCACUAAAAGGCAGAGGAGUUCCAUUAGUAGAAUGUCCAAUUAGACAUCGAAGGUAAAACAUUUUUUUAAAAGUACAGACAUUUUCCAGUCAUAGAAAUUCACAUAAUUCACUGUUUGCUCUGAUAAUCAAGUAUGAAUCUCAACACAUGAGAAAUGGCUUUGCAGAAACCACUGCUGCUCAUGUGUUUGUCUGAUGUUUGGACUAUUCUAUUAUCUUGUCUAGAAUUGGAACAGAAUGCAUACAGUGCCAGAAUAUGUGAAGGCGCAAAGUGUACAGAAGAUUUUCUUUUCCAUCUUUCGGAAUAUGUGAUGAUAUAUUUUAGUUAAUACAUAUUUAUGAGAAAUCUCUGGAUCAAUAUUUUAAAGAACAAAUUGUGAUUGAGUACACUCGUUUGCAUCAACAAUGACAUAUAUUACUCUGUUAAGCAUACUUUUACAAAGUCAAUUAAAUAAAUAAACUCAACACUUCUCAAAUCAA
Messenger RNA from Salmo salar (Atlantic salmon), 2976 nucleotides. Its product is annotated as homeobox protein XHOX-3. Gene Ontology annotation, molecular function: DNA-binding transcription factor activity, RNA polymerase II-specific; RNA polymerase II cis-regulatory region sequence-specific DNA binding. The record is from RefSeq and is a predicted model, not a curated record. Gene Ontology annotation, biological process: regulation of transcription by RNA polymerase II. Lineage: Eukaryota; Metazoa; Chordata; Actinopteri; Salmoniformes; Salmonidae. Gene Ontology annotation, cellular component: nucleus.